AUAUCGUCAUCUCACUCCUCAACUACCCAAUAUAUACCCCUCAUUUAAUUCAAAACCUUCCUAGCAUUAUUCAAACUCUCUCCUCCUCCUUCUAUACGACUAAAGAUUACUUAUUUCAAUUCUCUCCCCCUACUACUGUAGAUCCCUGGAAAAUCAAAGUGAAAUUCAGUUUUUUUAUUUUGGGUCUUCCGAGAAAAAUGCUGCCCGAUAUAUCAACUUUUCUAGAGGGCACAGAGAAACUAACCGAAGAGCUGAAAGUAAAAGAAGAAUCAUCUGAGGAUGAUUUGAUUCAAGAAGAUGAACCUAAAUAUGAAGAAUUAGAUGAUGAUGAUGAAGAAGAAGAGGAUAUUGAUGAUCAUCAUGAGAUUGAACUUGUUGAUGCUAAUGAUGAAGAUUUUUCUUUUAUAUGUGGAGUACUCACAUCACCGAUAGCAGCAGAAGAAGCAUUUGAUAAUGGUCAAAUCAGGCCAUUUUUUCCAUUGUUCAACAAAGAUCUUCUCUUGUCUGAUAUUGACUUUAACAAUUUAAAAAAUCGGCUACCUUUACAGCCACCUGUCAACAAAGUUUUCGUCGAAACAGAAGAUAAUAAUCCUCCGACAACUUCCUCAUCACCCGACGAGAAUGUAGAAAUCUCAGGACCGUACUGUCAAUGGUCAAAAAAAAAGGUCGAAGCAAAUACAAAUCCAGCUGAGGGUUGUAAAAAGAGCAAUUCCACUGGGUUUUCAAAACUUUGGAGAUUCCGAGAUUUCAUUCGUCGGAGUAACAGUGACGGAAGAGAUGCGUUCGUGUUCUUGAAUAAUCCUACAACAACGUCGAAGGAAGAGGAAGAAAAGGUUUUGGAGAAGCUGAAAGAGACAAGUGUUAGUGAUGAGGUUAAAGUCAAGAAAGUAAUUACGCAGAAGAAGAAGAAAGUUGUAAAGAAGAGUGAAGCAGUGUUAGCACAUGAAGCUUAUAUGAGGAGUAAAGCAAGAGAUGAAGAACGGCGACGAUCGUAUCUUCCUUACCGGCCAGAGCUCGUCGGGUUUUUCACUAAUGUGAAUGGUGGAUUGACCAGGAAUGUACACCCAUUCUAAAGGUGGUGAAUGAGUCAAAGUUAGUUUAUUUUUUA
Molecule: messenger RNA, 1108 nt
Organism: Nicotiana tabacum (common tobacco)
Lineage: Eukaryota; Viridiplantae; Streptophyta; Magnoliopsida; Solanales; Solanaceae
Source: RefSeq, a predicted model, not a curated record